This is a messenger RNA of Paramecium sonneborni, 1286 nucleotides long. The record is from the annotation of a GenBank genome assembly. Lineage: Eukaryota; Ciliophora; Oligohymenophorea; Peniculida; Parameciidae.
AUGAAUGAUCAAAAUGAUUAUUUGAAAGACAUUCACGCAAAUUUAAAAAGUAUCAAAUGUAUUUAGGGAUCAAACAUCUUCUAUAAAUAUUAGAUAAAAGAAUUGUUAGGUAACGGGUAAAAUAGAGUAUACCUUGGAUAUGAUAAUUUUGGGAGAUAAGUGGCUAUAAAAGAAGUAACAUAAAAUUUAAUAGUUAGCAUCAUGAUACAAAUGCAAUGAGAAAAGAAGUUUAAUUAUUGGAAUAACUUAAUCAUCCAAAUAUAAUCUAAUAUUUAGAUUCAUGCAUUUUAUUACAUUCAAACAAUUAAUAUCAUAAAGAGUAGAAUGGAUAUAUAUGUAUGGAACUAGGUAAGCUUGAUUUAGAUACUUAUAAAAAAAAAAAGUAUCCUAUAGGCAAAGAAUUAAUAGAUUAGACAUUAAGUGCAUUAGCUUAUUUAUAGAGGAACAAAAUUGCUCAUUGUGAUAUUAAACCAGCAAAUAUUUUAGUUAUGUAAACAGAACCUAUAGUAUAUAAAAUAUGUGAUGUUGCAUCUAGCAAAAGUCAAGGAUCUGAGUUUCUUUAGGCAGGGGUAAUAUGUUAUAUAAUUUAGACUUAUAAAUAUAUGUCUCCUGAAAUGUUAAAUAACAAUGCCAAAAAUUAUAUUUUGUCUGACGUUUUUUCUUUAGGAUUAUUAUUUUUAUAUGUAUUUAGAGAUUUUAGUAUGCCUUGGAUCGAAAGAAAGAAUCUCACUGAUUUAGAAUUUAUUGAAUAAUUAAGAGAUAAAAUAGAUGAGAAUGAUGAUGAUAUUUAAAGACUUUUAAAUUAUAUGAUUUAAUUGAAUCCUUUAGAUCGUUUAGAUUUUAUUUAACUCGAAGAAUUUUGGCAUCAAUAAAAAAAAAAAGAGGAAAAAUAAGAAUUUAAUUAUACUUAGAUUAGACAAUUCAGAGCAUAAUCUAAUUUCUUUUCUAUUUAAGAGGAUUAAUAUUAUGCAACAGGAAAGUUUAUUAAACAAUCCUAAAAUUCAAAGCUUAAAAGUUCAAGAAAAUAAUUACUUUAACCAUUUUAAAGUAUUUCACCAUAAAAAAAAAGUUUAUUAUUGUAAAAGUCAAGUAACACCACUUUGAAAUCAAAAAAAUUUUAAUAAUAAAUUUUACCUCUUGAUAAUUACUUUUAAAAGCUUCCAAAAUCUCCUGAAAAAUCUAAAAUGACUAGUCCUACAAAGACAAUUUUUAUGGGUAAAAUUUAAUUACCAUAAUUAAAAGAAGAAAGAACUAAUUCUUUUAAAAUAAGACCUAUACAAUUUUGA